Populus euphratica (Euphrates poplar) is the source of this 2070-nucleotide messenger RNA. Its product is annotated as TBCC domain-containing protein 1. The coding region runs from base 107 to 1816 and encodes 569 amino acids. NCBI's taxonomy places the organism in Eukaryota, Viridiplantae, Streptophyta, Magnoliopsida, Malpighiales, Salicaceae. The transcript has 9 exons. The record is from RefSeq and is a predicted model, not a curated record.
GCCCUCACUCUCCUUCUUUCUCUCACAAAACCACCGUUAAUCAUUUCUCCAAGAUCUCUAAAACACAAAAUAACUAAUCUCUCUCUCUCUCUCUCUCUGAAAAACCAUGUCAACAGAGACAACGUCCACAACCGACCCGAGUCCAGACCCGGCUCCAACACCAAACCCGAAUUCAAACUCCCUAAUCCACCCACGACGGGAGCCAUUCGAGCACGGACUCUUACCAAUCCCCAAACUAAUCUUCCCUGACACGACACAAAUCCUAACACAACUCAAACAAAAACUCGCUCGUCACGACCGAGUCAAUUCAUCCUUACUCGCUGACUCUCUUCAGAUCUCCGCCGACCACGCGAGGCUGAUCCUCGACACGCUUGCUUCGGUCCUGAAUUCCGAGUCCGACCCGCUCGUGAAAGCUCCGUCCGAUGAGGUUGAUUCAGUUGAUGCCGAUUUGCGUGAUCUGAUUUUGUUUCUAUACAUCCAGUCUUACAAGAAGUUGUUGCCGAGAACGCAUAAAGAUGCUGCUGCUGUUGCUGAUGUUUGGCCGUCGACCUCAGCUUUCGAUGGCUACUUAUCGGCUCUAUCGCCGCUUCAGCUUGUGCGUAGCAACAGCCGCCGGUUUAUGCCAUCGCAGGCAGAUGAAGAGGCUCAUCAGUUGUCCUACCUACAAAAACACAUGGCUAACAUUCUCUCUCUUUUGGCAGAGUCCGUGGAAGGAGAAGGAGGAGAGUCUCUGGUUUUAUCCAUGGAAGGAUUUGAGCACCUUGGAUUUCUGAUUCAAUUUGGUGACAAGGGAUCUGAAGUAGUCACCUUAAGCCAAGCUGCUCCAUUUUUUGCCAAUUCUGAUCCUGACAUGCCCGCUGUUCCUGUACCUGCCACACAAGUCCUUGAUUGGAUUUCACAGAAUAUCGCAUCUGCUUUGGAGCAUAUUACUGAAAGAAUUUCAGCAAAAGAAAAUGGACCAGCCAAUUCAUCUGAUCCUGAUGUUGCCAUGGCUGAUGCCUGUACAAGUUCAAUCAAGACCUCGCCUAGUGCUAGGGGUUUAUGUUUUAUUGAGGGGAUCUCUAAGUCAUCAUUUGUAAAGCAAGCAUUGGAUCUUAAAGGUUGUUCUUCGGUAAAGGUUCUGAAUUGUCAUGAUUCCAUCCUUUACAUCUUAGCACCUUUGAGAUAUGCUACCAUUUAUGGAUGCUCUGAUUCCACUAUAGUUCUUGGAGCUGUUGGCAAGGCUGUGAGGAUUGAACAUUGUGAGCGAGUUCAUGUUAUUACAGCAGCAAAACGAGUCUGCAUUGCCAAUUGUCGUGAGUGUGUGUUCUUUCUUGGGGUAAAUCAACGACCAUUAAUGGUUGGUGAUAACCAUAAGUUACAGGUGGCACCAUACAAUACAUUUUAUUCAAACUUGGAGGAGCACAUGGCUGACGUAGGCAUAGAUGCAAAUAUCAACAGAUGGGAUGAAACUUUAGCCUUGGGAGUGGUUGAUCCCCAUGAUUCAUUGUCCCAUUCUGCUGGUGUCUCUGAUGUUCAAGCUGAAUCAGCUGCACGACUGGACCCUGACCAAUUCACCAAUUUUCUGAUUCCAAACUGGUUUGGAGGUGAAUCCCCAGGGUCAACAAAAGAUAACCCAUUUCAAUUACCCGAGGCUUAUAUAGCAUCUCAGCAGAGAAAUCAAAAGAAUCUGGGAGAGAUAAAGCAAUUAUUGAGGGAAGUUCCUCUUGAAGAAAAUCAGAAGCGGGAAUUGUCAAGUGCACUCCACCUAUUAUUUAAAGACUGGCUAUAUGCUUCAGGAAAUAUCAGACAACUUUACUGCCUACAAGGUGAUUAAUGAUGGAUGAUUGUUUGGUGCAAUCAAGGGUGUUUUCAGAAGGAAGCUUUCUGUUGUUCUUUCAGUCUUGAUGAUAUAUCAAAUGGUAGUAUAUAGAGACAGCUGAGAAUCAACCCUGUGUACUUUGAUCCUUUGGAGUGGACAUUUAUCCGGUAUCGUUGGAGCAGAGAAUGCACUGUCUACUCUCAGUGUAAUAUUUUUUGAAAGGAAAUUUUACUGUAAUAUUUGUUGAUUUAGGUUCACAAUCUUGUGAA